Messenger RNA from Gracilinanus agilis (Agile Gracile Mouse Opossum), 320 nucleotides. RefSeq names its product cystatin-A1-like. NCBI's taxonomy places the organism in Eukaryota, Metazoa, Chordata, Mammalia, Didelphimorphia, Didelphidae. The coding region runs from base 2 to 298 and encodes 98 amino acids. Gene Ontology annotation, molecular function: cysteine-type endopeptidase inhibitor activity. The record is from RefSeq and is a predicted model, not a curated record. The transcript has 3 exons. Gene Ontology annotation, cellular component: cytosol.
GAUGAUGGCUGGAGGUCUAAGCGAAUCUCGACCUGCAACUGAAGAAAUCCAAAAUAUGGUUGAUGCGGUAAAGUCACAGUUUCAAAAAAAGUCCAAUGAAGAAUGUACAGAAUUUAAAGCUGUCAGUUACAAAUCUCAAGUGGUUGCUGGGAGCAUGUAUUAUGUAAAGGUACAUACUGGAAACAAUAAAUAUAUACAUUUGAAAAUAUUUGAACCUCUCCCUCAUACUAAUGCUCCACUAGAGCUGAUGGACUACCAGUGUGGCAAAACCAAGAAUGAAGAUAUUGCUUACUUUUAAAGGCAAAUGCCAGAAGGCAUUU